Molecule: messenger RNA, 3297 nt
Organism: Verticillium dahliae VdLs.17
Lineage: Eukaryota; Fungi; Ascomycota; Sordariomycetes; Glomerellales; Plectosphaerellaceae
Product: topoisomerase 1-associated factor 1
Exons: 4
Coding region: 1-3297 (1098 amino acids)
Biological process (GO): DNA replication checkpoint signaling; DNA repair; replication fork arrest
Cellular component (GO): replication fork protection complex
Molecular function (GO): DNA binding
Source: RefSeq, a predicted model, not a curated record
AUGGAGAUGCCAGAUGGGACAACAGACAUCGUCCAUCCCGAAGUUCGGGCACACAUCAACAGCUUAGUCUCCGCUCUCGGUGGCAUCAGCGCAGAUGAUGACGGACGUUACAAUCUGGGAGACGACGCUCUCGAGGUUCUCCGCGACUUGAAGAAAUGGAUACGAUUCUACGAUGAGAAGACGAACCGCAUGGACGUCGCACGAUGCAUCGCGGAAGCCAACCUGAUCGAUGGCGACCUGCUCCCCAUCCUGGCGACAUGGCCUGAGAAUUCCACCGACAACAAGUUCCGAUCGAGGAUCGCACUCGCAUGCUUCGAGAUCAUGGUGCCACUGACGUGGCCCAUGGAGCGCGAUCCCGAGCAGACGACAGUCAACCACCACCGACACAUGCCCGCCCUGCAGCUUGCACAAGUCGGCUACAAACGAUCCAUCAUCAACUUUGACGGUGCGCGGAUCCUGCACGCCGCAGCCAGGGUUGCCCUCCCGGCCAUGGCCGCACCGAUUGGGGAGCGCACGCCGCGAGACCAGGGCAUCAUCAAGCUGGUGCUCUUCUUCUUGAGGAAUGUCGCCAUGAUCGAGCCCCAGCCAAACGUCAAGUACGAGGGCGAGGAGUCACAGAUCUCUCGCUCGGCUACGAUUGACGCCUUCUCAUACCAGGACAUCUUCAUGGUCCUCCUGACCAUCGCAUCCAACAUGGGCGAGGACUUCCGGACCGAGGACGUGACCAUCAUGGAGAUCAUCUACCAUCUCGUCAAGCGCGUUGACGUCAAAAAGCUGUUCAUGAGUGAGCAGCAGGUGAACAAGGCCAAGGCCGAUGAGCUGUCGGUCAUGAUGGGCAAGGAGAAUGCAAUGCUCAAGGCCCAGAACCGCAAGGGGCCCACACGCCACAACCGCUUCGGCACGGUCAUUUGGGUGAAACGCGCCGACGGCAAGAUGACUGCAGUCUCCGGACAGGAAGCUCUGGUGGAUGUGGCCUCGAGGCGGAAGAAGAUGGACGAGACGAAAAAGUUCAGGCCGCCCGCCAAGGCCAGGUCAAAGACGGACUCGCACAUGAAGGAUCUAGGCGAGCUGCCGAAACUGGAUGCUCGUGCCUACUCUCAGCUGAGAAGUUUUGUCGAGGAAUUCCUGGAUGCCGGCUUCAAUCCCUUGUUUGAGCAUGUCAGAAAGUCUAUCGACCGCGAGGCCUCACACGUGCUGUCAUACCACCGUAGGCAGUUUCUGUAUCUGGUGGCGUGGUUCUUGGAGGCGGAGCGAACCCGAAAGAGCUCGCAGCGCGCUUCUGCGCCGAAGAAUUCGGCAGAGGAAGUCAGCAGCUUCAACUUGGUCGCCGCCGUCCUCAACCAGUCCACCUUUAUCACUCUCAACAGGACCAUGACCCAGGCCUGGGAGCAUAAGGACUGGCCAGAAUUGACCGCCUCAAUGAGGUGUCUCACGCAGAUCCUGCUGACGGUGCAGGAGAUGUCCCACUCACCGAACGAGGACGACCAGGAGAUCGCCGAGAAUACACUGAGCCGUCUGUUCUACGAAGACGCCAUGCACGAUCUGAUAGCCAACGUCGUGAGACAGUACAAGGAGCAGGGGUUCGACUAUCUCGACGCCGCCACGGAGCUGACACAUCACUUCUUGCGCAUCUUGGAGGCAUACUCGAAGCAAAACGUGGACAUGCAAGUCCGGUCUCGGCGGAGGACGAGGCGCAAGAAGAAGGCGGCCAAAGAAGCGUCGGCCGAUGGCGAGGGCGACGAAGAUGAAGCCGACGACUCCGGGGACGACGAGAAGAACGCCGAGCUGACCAUCAAGGAGCGCAAGUUCGACUUUCGGCGGUUCAGUGCCCGCUUCACGCCACAAGGCGUCGUCGACACGUUUGUGGCAUUUACCAAGUUUUACAAAGAUCUCAGCGACGAGCAACUUAAGCGCGCCCACCGCUACUUCUACCGCGUGGCCUUCAAGCACGACGCGAGCGUCAUGCUGUUCCGCGUGGACAUUGUUCACCUCCUCCACGAGAUGGUUAAGGGCCCUGAACCUCUGGACAAGGCGUCGAGCAUGUACAAGGAGUGGGAGGAGCUGGCGAAGCAGAUCCUGCGCAAGUGCUUCAAGAAGAUCGACGAGCGGCCGGCUCUCCUCAUCGAGAUGCUCUUCUCCAAGAUCAGCAGCACGGCGCACUACCUCGAAUACGGCUUUGAGAAGCAGACAAUCUCAACGUCAAGGCCCCGACCUGCAGCUGAUCUCGAGUUCAAGUACACCGAGGACCGCGAGCAGCAGAUUGCCAUCGCCGUUGGUGUGCUUCUCGACAAGAGCCAGUCGGACCACAUUGCGUGGGUCAAGACGAUCCUCACCAACGCCGAGCAGGAGCGCCGCGCCCUCGCGGCAGCAGAAGACAUCCUCCCCUCCGUCGAGGCAACGGGCGACCACGACGAGCCGGUCGACAAGCCAGCAGACAGCUUCAUGCCGUACACUGCCCGUCCCGACAACGAUGCCCGCCAGGCCGCCAUGUUCAAGAACCCCCACCUCCGCCUCCUCAUGCGCCUCGCAGGCCUCGAGCGCCUCGCUCCCACUCUCGACGAGUCUCCCGACAGCCUCUGGGUCGUCCCCGCGUCGGCGACCCCGGACCAGCUGCGCGAGACGCUCGAUCUCAUCAACAAGGCCGAGUUCAGCCCGCCCGUCUUCGAAGAGGGCGUCCUCGCCGAGCACCAGCUGCGCCGCAAGACGGCCACGCGCAAAAAGGCGCAAAGAAGCGUGUGCGCAAGCGCCGCCGCCCGGGACCCCGCCGCCUCGGGCUCCGACGACGACGACGACGACGACGCGGCGCGGGCCCGGGCGCGCGCCCGCCGCGAGAGGGAGAGGGCCAAGCUGGAGAAGAUCAAGUCGCAGCUCUACGUCGCGGCGAGCGACGACGAGACGGACGACGAGCGCGACGCGGCGUUUUUUGCGCGCGAGGAGGCGCAGCGCACGAGGAUGGCCAGGGCCGCCGCCGCCGGGGUGGACGUGUCCGAGGUCGCUGUGCCGGCGGCGAGGAAGGAGCCGCAGUCGAUAGCGGUGGGUGAUGACGAUGAUGACGAUGUUCUGCUUGCCGAUAUCCACGGGGCGGGGACGGAUGAGGAGAAUGAAGACGGCAAUGGCGAAGAGGCGUCUGCGUCGUCGAGCCAAGAGGGCAGGAAGCGGAAAGGGUCUGGGGUCGUGGAUGCUGACGGUGACGUCGAAAUGGACGACGAGGAUGAAGAUGACCUGCCAGUGCCGAGCGCGAGGCCGCGGAAAAGGAUCAAGGGCGGGUUUGUCAUGGAAAGCAGCGAUGAAGAAUAG